AUGCCCAACACGACCCACACGAUCGCUGUCACUAGCGUGACCGGCAACCUCGGUGCGCUGGCUGUUGAGAAGCUGCUGGCGCGCGGUCAGCCGGCGUCCCAGAUUGUCGGCCUGGCUCGCACGCCAUCCAAGGCCGCUGCGCUUCGGGCCAAGGGCGUCACGAUUCGCGCCUUUGACUUUGAGCAGCCCGCGACCAGUGCCCUCGUGGGCGUGGACUUUCUGUUGCUCGUCUCAUCCAGCGAGGUCGGCAAGCGCGCGGCGCAACACCAGCACGUCAUUGACGCGGCCAAGUGGGCGGGUGUGAAGCUGAUCGCUUACACCUCGCUGCUCCACACCGACACGUCGGCCCUGACUGUGCUGCCGGCGGAGCACAACGCGACCGAGGCUGCACUCAAGGCCAGCGGCGUGCCCCACGUGCUGCUACGCAACGGCUGGUACAACGAGAACUAUGAGAGCUCGAUUGGCGGUGCUGUGGCGCAGGGCAAGCUAAUGGGUGCUUCCGCCAAGGGCAAAAUUGCGUCAGCGUCCCGCGCCAACUAUGCAGAUGCGGCAGCUGCCGUAUUGCUGGCCGAUGAUGCAGUCGCACAGCACGCCGGCAAGACGUACGAGCUGGCUGGUGAUGAGGCAUACACGCUGGCUGAGCUGGCGGCUGAAGUGCAGAAGCAGAGCGGCAAGACGGUCGAGUACGUGCCCCUUGAUCGUGAUGCCUACAAGGCAGCCCUCGAAUCCAUCGGCCUGCCCGAGCCGAUUGCUGAGAUGCUUGCCGACUCGGACAACGGUGCGGCCCAGGGUGGCCUGUUUGAUAACAGCAAGACGCUGAGCGCGCUAACAGGCAAGCCAACCACGCCCAUCGCCGAGACGGUAGCUGCGAUGCUCAAGCAAUGA
This is a messenger RNA of Monosiga brevicollis MX1, 885 nucleotides long. RefSeq lists its product as uncharacterized. Lineage: Eukaryota; Choanoflagellata; Craspedida; Salpingoecidae. The coding region runs from base 1 to 885 and encodes 294 amino acids. The record is from RefSeq and is a predicted model, not a curated record. The transcript has a single exon.